CUCUUUUAAUGGCCAUUCCUCUGACCAGCUUUAUAAACCACCCGUCUCGUGUUACUGCAAUAUGAGCAAUACCCUCCGCUUUGUCGAUAUUGGAGUAAAUUUGGCUGACAUGAUGUUUCGUGGUGUAUACAAUUGCAGUAAAGCUCAUGAUUCUGAUAUAACUGAAGUUAUUAACCGAGCUUUUGGAAUGGGAAUGACUAAGAUGAUAAUAACUGGCGGAUCAUUAUCUGAGAGCCAAGAGGCUUUAGCCCUAGCUAAAGACGAUGAAAGGCUAUUUUUGUCUGUUGGUUGUCAUCCUACUCGUUGCAAUGAAUUUAAAGAAAAUCAGGAAGAAUACUAUCAGAGUUUGAAAAAAUUGAUUCUGAACAAUCCCUUUAAAGUUGUCGCUGUUGGAGAAUUUGGUUUGGAUUAUGAAAGAACUAAAUUUUGUGAUUCAGAAACACAAAUGAUAUUUUUCCAAAAGCAACUUAAGUUAGCUUAUGAAGUAAAACUCCCGAUGUUUCUUCACUGUCGCGCGGCUCAUAAAGAUCUUGUCGACUCAAUGAAUACCUUCAAAUCAAAAUAUUAUAAUGACUCAACUAUAUUGGCUGGCGUUGUUCAUAGUUUUGAUGGAAGCCUUAUGGAUGCCGAAGAAAUAAUCAAACUUGGCCUUCACAUAGGAAUCAAUGGUUGCAGUCUUAAAACGAAUGAAAAUCUUGAGGUUGUCAAGAAACUACCGUUAGAUAGAUUACUUUUGGAAACAGAUGCGCCUUGGUGCGAGAUCCGACCGACCCAUGCUGUUAUAAAAUCUGGUUUCUUUCCUCAAUCCGGCUUGGCUUGUUAA
Molecule: messenger RNA, 823 nt
Organism: Protopolystoma xenopodis
Lineage: Eukaryota; Metazoa; Platyhelminthes; Monogenea; Polystomatidea; Polystomatidae
Source: the annotation of a GenBank genome assembly